Molecule: messenger RNA, 4148 nt
Organism: Thamnophis sirtalis
Lineage: Eukaryota; Metazoa; Chordata; Lepidosauria; Squamata; Natricidae
Source: RefSeq, a predicted model, not a curated record
AUGGCCAUAAUUUAUGAAAGUCAUAAAAGGAGCAAGAAGAAGGCAACACUCUUUGACAGCCAGGCUCCUAUCUGCCCUAUUUGUCAGGUUUUGCUUCGCCCAGGUGAGCUGCAGGAGCAUAUGGAGCAGGAGCUGGAGAAGUUAACACAGCUGAAUAUCAGUAAGAAUGCUUUACUGAAGGAUGUCAUGACGCCAGGCACUCCCAAGUCGAUUUUGUUGUCAGCCUCUAUCAAGCGGGAAGGAGAUUCUCCAACAGUAUCACCCCAUUCCUCAGAUGAUAUUCAUCACUCUGACAGAUACCAGACUUUUUUGCGAGUAAGGGCAAACAGACAGACCCGGCUGAAUGCUCGGAUUGGAAAAAUGAAAAGGAGGAAGCAAGACGAAGGGCAGAGGGAGGGGUCAUGCAUGUUGGAGGAUGACCCUGUUGACAUUGAGAAUGAGAAUGGUAAUCGCUUUGAGGAAUAUGAAUGGUGCGGGCAGAAGAGAAUACGUGCUACCACCCUCCUGGAAGGGGGCUUCAGAGGAUCUGGGUUUGUCAUGUGCAGUGGCAAAGAGAAUCCGGACAGUGAUGCUGACCUUGAUGUGGAUGGUGAUGACACAUUGGAAUAUGGAAAACCACAAUACACUGAAGCAGAUAUCAUUCCAUGCACUGGGGAAGAACCAGGUGAAGCCAAAGAGAGAGAGGCACUCCGAGGUGCAGUCCUAAAUGGUGGCACUCCUAGUACCCGAAUAACACCAGAAUUCUCUAAAUGGGCAAGUGAUGAAAUGCCAUCAACAAGUAACGGGGAGUGUAGUAAGCAAGAGCCUGCACAAAAGACUUGCAAAAACAGUGACAUAGAGAAGAUUACAGAAGACUCGGCAGUGACAACAUUUGAGGCGCUAAAGGCUCGCGUCCGUGAAUUAGAAAGGCAGCUCUCCCGUGGGGACCGCUAUAAAUGUCUCAUUUGCAUGGACUCUUAUACAAUGCCCCUGACCUCCAUCCAGUGCUGGCAUGUGCACUGUGAGGAAUGCUGGCUGCGGACUCUGGGUGCCAAGAAGUUAUGCCCUCAGUGCAAUACCAUCACCUCACCAGGAGACCUCAGGCGCAUUUACUUAUGAAAAAGACGGCUGCUGAGAUACUUGAACUAUGGGGACUUGGGAGAAGGAGUGGCAGCAACCCAGACACUUGAAAUGAAAGACUCCAAAAGUGGACUAGAGGCUAAGGGAGCCGCACGAUGCCUCUGCUUCCGAACCUGUCACUGGUGCUGCCCACUCCACAAGAAGGCCAAACCAGAAUCCUAAUUGUGAUUCGUUUUUCCUUUUUUACAAACUGCUGUUCCAUGUCUGUCCCGUCUCUCCAAGAGUUGGGGUUCCAUCGUGGACAACUUGCAAGACCUUUCAGGGAAGCAUGAGAAGGUGCUGGAUCUUCCACCGCAGGAAAUGUCCAAGCCUGUAAUCUAGUCUCCUUCCCACCCUCUUUUUAUUUGUGGUGUUCUAGUGGAUUUUUUUAAUAAAAGAAAAAACUUAUACCUUCACAUCCACAAAGGCAGAAUGAAGCACAUGUAAUAUAGACUAUAUGUUUACAAUGUUGUGUAUAAAUGGGAUAGACUCCAACGUUACAUACUAAUGUUUUCCUUUUUAUUUUUUCCGGGGGUGUGUGUGACUUUUUUUAAAAAAAAGAAGAGAAAAAAUAAGCAGAGAACAUUAAACCCAUAUUUUUCUUGGUUCUGCAGAGUUUUUGCAUUAAAGUCAUUAGUUUAAAAAAAGUAUAUAAAUAUAUAUUAUACAUAUAUAUAUAAUAUAAAUGGUUUAAUGUUCUGUGGUGUACAUUUCCUCAUUCAGAUAUAAAAUUAACAAUUUGUAGUUUCGGCCAUAACUUACAUGACUUCUGGGGAAAAUAGAAAAAAAACAGAUUUUCUUUCAUUUGUUACAGUUAAGUGGGCUAUUUAUAUAAAAUACUUGCUUCACGAAAAACCCUUUUCCAUUUUUUCACUUGGGAAAACAAAAAUGUGCAAGCUUACCCCAUUCCCUGUGAACAAAGUCAUAGCAGGCAUCAGUAGACUUUUCAGGCACUAAAUAUUCUUAUGCAAACCUCUAUGGUGGCACUAGCACCAAAAUAUUUUUUUAAAAAACAUGUCUGAAAUCUUGUAAAGUUUUGGCAAUCAUAUAAUGUUUCAGCCAUGUUUUAAUUUUUGGGUUCGAGGUGUGCCACCUAGGAGUGUUGCAACUGCCUUAGUAACAAAGGACAUCAUUAGUGGUGAACUCUGAUAGGCACUCACACAAAGCAGAAAACAGUGAUUUUUGUCUAUUAUAGAUGGAAUUGUUAGCGUAGCUGUGUUCAGGCCAAUUAGUCUUGUGAAAGCUAAAGCUAUCUUUUGUCCAAAUGUAAGUGUAUUCAUCAACCUGCAACCUUACUAGAAUUAAAUUUGAACAGUGCCCCAAAAUAAAUGCAGAAAAGCACCUAAUGUUCUUUCAUGCCUCUGGCAGAAUCUUUAGCAUUGUGCUUUGAUAUGUUCCCAGGUCCAGCUACUGGCAGUCUUUUCUACUCUGGAAUAUUUUUCUUAACAGCUGUUUCAUCUAAUUUUCAGAUGUUCAUGUUUCAUUUUGAAAAGGAAAUAGGUAUGUGCCAGUUUUGCUUCCUUCUUUUGUCACUUCUGCUUGGGCUGUGGUAAUGGUGGAAUGUAAUCUGGGUUUGUUCAAAAUUAGAUUAAUUUAGAUUCCAUUCAUUUCCUCGGCAUUCCUUACAGAAACAUUUUCUUAGCCCUUUGUUUUGCAUUCUGAAAAUAACCCUGUCAGUCACUACCUGCCUUAAUUUUUUUUUAAAACCAGUUUUUGCAUGCACUGCCAAACAUGCCAUUUUGUAAUCCAUUCAGGGAACACUUUAUAAAGUUGUUAUAAAUUCUGACAGGAAGUUAUCAGCCUGCUUGAUGCUGACAGGCAAAUAAGCCUAUAAAUCACUAUUUAAACUGGGGUUACAUCGUGAAAAUUAAUGGAAUUAUGCCCCUGGGUCUACUAAACAACUUUUUCUCUCUUUUCGUUAAUUCCAUCUUAUACUAUAUUUGUGGAUUUAAGCCUCAGAAAGACAUGAUUGCACUAAAACAUCUGGCUUGAUUAUCAUGCUUAUUGGGAAAACCUUUGGCAUGAUACUGAUUAGACCACAAGAUUUUUUUCCUCAGUCCAGGAUUCUUUAUUCCUAUUGAGUCAAACAGAGAGUGCACUGAAUGCAAGUUGAAGACAUCUGUUGUCAAUCAGCCUCUUAUGACACAGUUUCAUCCCCAUAUGCAUAACAAUUAUCUUAUGGAGAAUUGUUUUUUAUCCUUAGGUAAUUCUGAGCUCCAGAAUACCGAAAACUAUCUGAACCAGUCUGUCUCUGUCAAAAUGUUGUAGCAGUUAAGCAACACAUUGAAGGCUGAUUUGUAGCUCGUAUUAGUUGUUGGAGGUGGGUAGGAAGGGGGCGUGGGGGGACAAUUGGUUCAAGCAAAUAUUGAUCUGGCAUCCUAAAGGUGCAACAGUUUACAAGAGCCAUAAAGCAUCUAGAACGCUAUUUGUUUGGGCCCAAAAUGCCACAACUGUAUAGCACUUAUACCUUCCCAAAUCUGCUGUAAUGGGGAUGAUACCAUGAGUCACUCAAAAACCUGCUUGCCCAAUGCAAUCAAACAUUCUUUGCUGGGACAUUAAGUGCACGGUUACUCUUCUCUGAUCUGUUAGACAAUAAACUAAAAAGAUUCGUUCUUGAUGUUCCAGCAAGUUGACACUGGGAAUAAAGAGCUUUUUCUGGUCCUGUGGACUAAUUCUAAGCCAAAUGAAUAUAUGUAAAACCACAUAUAACUAUUAGCAUUUAUUUUAAACCUAAAUCUGACCCUACGGUUUUUAUUUCUUGAGGAUAAGGAAAGCAGAGAAACCUCUUAAGACGGAUGCAAAAAAAACCUAACUCUUUAAUUUCCUUCUCUGGAGAAGGUACAUUUUGCAGAAUUCUGUAGCUGCUCCCUCCUUUCCUCAAUGAGCUUGAAAAUAAAUGAACUGUCUUUGCCCAAAGAUUCCCAGCUGCACAAGGUGGUAUUAAAGUUGUGUCAAUGAUUGUGUGUCGAUGUAUAUUCUAUAAAAAGGUACUUGUCAUUCCCGUUUGUAAACUACAUUGACAUUAAUUAAAUGAAUAUAAAAGCUUCCAA